Ipomoea triloba (trilobed morning glory) is the source of this 855-nucleotide messenger RNA. RefSeq names its product replication protein A 32 kDa subunit A-like. The transcript has 8 exons. Gene Ontology annotation, cellular component: site of double-strand break; DNA replication factor A complex; chromosome, telomeric region. Gene Ontology annotation, biological process: double-strand break repair via homologous recombination; nucleotide-excision repair; DNA replication. The record is from RefSeq and is a predicted model, not a curated record. Bases 1 to 636 code for a protein of 211 amino acids. NCBI's taxonomy places the organism in Eukaryota, Viridiplantae, Streptophyta, Magnoliopsida, Solanales, Convolvulaceae.
AUGUUCGGAAACAGCAGCCAAUUCGACUCCGUCGCCGCCGCCUUCUCUGGCGGCGGCUUUGUCCCAUCUCAGUCCACUCAAGGCCCAGACGCAUCCCUUUCCUCGGCCAAGGUGCUGAAUGAUGCUGUUGACAACAAUGAAGUAGCGGGAGUAUUAGAUGGGAUGUAUGUUGUUGUUCAUGGGCACUUGAAAAGCUUUCAGGGUAAAAUGCAGAUAAUGAGCUUUGCUAUAAGGCCCGUGACUGACUAUAAUAUGAUUGCAAACCACUUUCUUGAAUGUAUUUAUGUCCAUCACUGCAAUGCCAAGCCAAAGAUACAAAGUAGCCUUUCUACCCAGAAUCCAACUGAAGGGCAGUCCCAGGUCAACACUCAAUCAAAUGGAUAUAAUUCUACCUCCACAGUUCAAUUCUCUGGACAGAAUUGUAUGGAUGGGCUCAAGGGCAUUGAAAAAAUGGUGAUGGAUUAUUUGCAUCAGCCUUCAUCAAUUGCGCAGGAAAAGGGAAUGCACAGGAAUGAGAUCGCUCAACAGCUUAAAGUUCCAUUGGAGAAGAUCUUGGAAGCAAUUGAGUCACUUGAAGCAGAAGGUCUGGUUUACUCAACCAUUGACGAGUGCCACUAUAAGUCUACUAGUGCUUGAAGCUCAAUAUGAGCAUAGAUAUUGGAUAGCCAAGUUUGUUAAGUAUGGAGUGGCAGAACUAGUGUAAUGUUACUAGGUUAAUCCUAUUUAAGAGUAUUCCCCAUUUUAUGUUGAUGACAGAAGUGAGUUUUCUUUACUACAUAUAUGUUAAAGAAAGUUUAGAGUGAUAUCCAAUUUUAUCAGUAAAUAAAAUUUAUAUAUUUAGUAGUUACAUUAAAA